Vespa velutina is the source of this 3554-nucleotide messenger RNA. Its product is annotated as sodium-independent sulfate anion transporter-like. The coding region runs from base 1320 to 3296 and encodes 658 amino acids. Lineage: Eukaryota; Metazoa; Arthropoda; Insecta; Hymenoptera; Vespidae. Gene Ontology annotation, molecular function: sulfate transmembrane transporter activity. Gene Ontology annotation, biological process: transmembrane transport. The record is from RefSeq and is a predicted model, not a curated record. Gene Ontology annotation, cellular component: membrane. The transcript has 11 exons.
CGUAUAAUAAGGUUUAAAUAUUAUAAAUUAAGAAAAAAGUUAUAUGAAUCAAUCACCUUAAUUAUUUCCAUUUGUCUGUGUCCGUGUGGAUAUGUAAGUUAAAAAACAUUAAUGAGGUUAAUAAAUUUAAAUAAAAAAAAAAAAAAAAAAAUGAUACAAAAUGUAAAAAAAAAAUAGAACAGAAAGAAAUCUUUAUUAAGAGUUAAUAAUUAUUUAUACAUAUAAAUUACGAUUAAUCUAUGAAAAUGAUCUUUGACGUCAAGCGCAUAAUUAAGAGACCGUCGUGUUGUAUUCCUUCACUCCUUACACGCAUAUUAUAAGGAUCGUAACAAAAUGUGAAAGGAAAUCGAGAGGUAGUAUGUCGUGGCACUGCCAAUGCAUAGAAAAACGUGAUUUCGUAUUUAAUUGAAAGGAAAAAGGACAAAUAUUUAGAAAAAAAACAAAGGAAACGGACAAAGUGUGUGAAACAUUUAUAGAUAUACAUGUAUCAACAUACAUAUGCGUAUAUACGUACAAACAUAAAUUGUAUUUUAAAUGCCGCAUAGAUAAAGCGACAAUCGAUCGAACGAUCGAUUCAUCAUCCUAAUCACUUGAUCACGCAGUUAACGGUAUUUAUCGAAUUACUAUACAACCAUGAGCGGCCAUUUGUUGCUAAUGCAUGUCCAAGAACUUCAUUUGCGUUCAAGUUCGCAACAUCUUUUUUACUUCUUUAAAGAAAAAAAAAAAAGACAAAAAAAAAAGAGAAAAAAGAAUGAAAAGAUACAUAUUGUAUAAAUAUGUAUCUAGUUAUCAACUUGGAAAAACGAUGGCUAGUUCUUCGAACUUCCUGAUAAAAAUAAGAAUAAAAAAGAGAAAAGAGUGAGAGAGAGUGAGAGAGAAACAAUAAAAAAAUAUGUGCAUUUUCUUAUUCAUUUUCUUUUAUAUUAUUAUUAUUUUACGUAGAAUCAUAGAACAAUAGACAAUUUGAGGGAAUUAAAAUAGGCUCUGUCGAAUCUCUAUUUACGAUUUUAUCAUUACUUAUGAUCGAGUCGAAGGAUGGAGUCUACCUGAGUAAGCUUCGAUCGUCCGUGACCUUGGACCACAAUCCUUAUUCUACGAAAUCAAAAGAAGGAAGGACAAGAUAACUACGGCAUUAUUCUGACGAAAUUCCUAACAAAUCCUAACCGCCCUAUCCUCUUCUUCCUCCCCUUUCCUUCCUUCCUUCCUUCUUUCUUUCCUUCCUUCCUUCCUUUCUUUCUUCCUUACUACAUUUUUUUUCCUUCUGCUCUACUAAUAGAAAAAAGAAACAAAAAGAAAAGAAAAAAAUUCAAGAGAAUAAAAUGGCUAAAUACACAGUCAAAGAAGAGUACGAUCUCGAAAGUUACAAAGAAGUCAGGCUGACCGGUUUCAACAACAACGAUCCUGAUCUAAGUAAUAACCUUGAAACUAGACUGGCCAUCGUCCAUCUUCCUAGCAAAGACGAUAAAGAGAGCAAGGAUGACGGAAACCAUAACAAUAAUUUUCUACUAUCGUCGAUGAGGAAUUGGCUUUGUCGGAGAAUAAAAAGGACGUGUAGAAAAAAGUUGCUUUACAAAAGAAUACCUAUCCUAGCAUGGUUACCAAAAUAUCGUAAGGAAUAUAUAGCAAAUGACUUGGUAGCAGGAGUCACUGUUGGUUUAACAGUUAUACCACAAGCCAUAGCUUAUGCCAAUGUCGCUGGUCUACCUCUACAAUAUGGUCUCUAUUCAUCCUUCAUGGCAUGCUUCGUAUAUACUAUCUUAGGCUCCUGCAAGGAUGUUCCUGUAGGACCAACAGCAAUAGCUGCAAUCCUAACAAGAGAAACCCUUCAAAAAGCUCACUUAGGACCUGACUUUAGCGUUUUAUUGACCUUCAUCUCCGGCUGCAUAUCCUUGUUAAUGGGUAUAUUGCAAUUAGGUUUCUUGCUCGAUUUUAUUUCGGGACCAGUUUCAGUUGGUUUCACUUCAGCCGCAGCGAUCAUCAUCGCUACCAGUCAAAUGAAAGAUAUUUUAGGGAUCAAUAUAUCUGGUGGAAAAUUCUUAGAAGUCUGGCAAAUGAUUUUUGAAAAGAUCAGUGAUACCAGGCCAUGGGACGCUACGUUAGGAAUUGUGUGCAUAAUUGUUUUGUUACUUCUCAGGAAAGCCAAAGAUCUGCCGAUAAUGACACGGAAUGUUAAGAUGCCGACGAAAAUUCAAUUGACGUUAAGAAAAUUGAUUUGGUUGAUCUCAACUGCCAGAAACAUCUUGAUCGUUGUCGUUUGUGCUGUCAUGUGUUGGCUAUUGGAACUUUAUCUUGGUUCAUCACCAGUCAUAUUAACAGGAGAAGUAAAGGCAGGUCUACCGAAUUUCCAUUUGCCAUCUUUCGAAUCGAGUGUUGGUAAUCAAACCUAUCACUUCAGUGACAUGGUCAGCGAAUUAGGUUCCGGAUGUCUAGUCGUACCUUUGCUGAGUCUUCUGGAAACUAUUUCCAUCGCCAAAGUAUUCAACGAUGGUAAUCCUAUAGACGCUACUCAAGAAAUGUUAGCAUUAGGUGUAUGCAACGUGAUUUCCUCUUUCGUAUCAUCAAUGCCAGUCAGUGGUGGACUCAGUCGAGGUGCUGUUAAUCAUUCCUCUGGUGUCAAAACUACUUUAGGUGGAAUAUAUACGGGUCUUCUUGUCUUAAUAUCAUUACUAUUCCUUACUCCAUAUCUUCAAUACAUUCCUAAGGCAGCACUCGCGGCAGUUAUCAUAGCAGCUGUAGUCUUUAUGGUUGAAUUCCAUGUUAUCAAGCCAAUGUGGAGGACUAAAAAGAUCGAUCUGGUACCUGCGAUUGUAACAUUUUUAUGCUGUCUUUUCGUGAGAUUAGAAUUAGGUAUAGUGAUCGGCAUCGGCGUUAAUCUUCUAUUUUUGCUUUAUGCAUCAGCCAGGCCAUCUUUGCGAGUCCAAAAAGCUACAAGUAUAAGCGGCUGUGAAUAUCUUGUCAUAACUCCAGAUAGAAGUCUUGUCUUUCCAAGUGUUGAAUAUGUUCGAGCUGUAAUUAGUAAACAGGGAUCAAAACAGGGUGUUACUGUACCUGUUGUUAUUGAUUCCACUCACAUACAAGCUGUCGAUUUUACUGCAGCUAAGGGUGUGAAGAAUUUGAUAGAAGAUUUCUCAAAACGUGGUCAGCCUUUAAUCUUUCAUAAUUUAAAGCCUAGCAUUGUUGAAAUUUUCAGAGGAGUAAAACCAUCGAGUUUGAAGUGUAGCUCCAGCGAACUCGAAUUAAACGACUGCCUUAAAGAAUAUUCAAAUAUUUCGACGACAACUAUAAGCAGGUAUUGAAUAUAUUUUAAUAUUUUUGAUGAUUCAUAAAUAAGCAGAUCGCCCUAUUCUCCGCUCUUGGCAAGUAACAGUAUUAUGUCAGCACUUUAGAAUUAAAAUGCCAACUGCGUCGGAUGUAUAAGCAUACAGGGAUUUUAUAAAUGAAAUGCUACAAUCUGAUUUAUAUUCUAUACUGUUGCUUACGCAUAAAAAAAUGAUCCGCCGAAGAUAUUAUAUAUUUAAUAAUAUUCUUUUUUUUUUCGUUAUAUAAUUUUUAGU